UAGAACGAUCAGUUUAGUAUCGCACUGGACCUCGUCCCAAUAUGUACUGGAUAUAUAUAUUAUUGGUUUUAAAUAUUGAAUUAAUAACAUCUAGUGUAGUGAUAACGAGACAUGAAGAAGAAUGUGUGUUAGAUUCAAAGUUAGUGGAAGAGAUCAAAUCUUAUGAAAAUGUAACGAAACAUAUAAUUAAUGAAAUAAUCAAUGGUGGUUUCGGAGCUGCUAUGUACGAUGAAUACACCAAAUUCAUAGACAAGUUUGGGGCUCGAAUCUCUGGGAGUGAAGCAUUAGAACGAGCAAUAGAUCACAUGGUUAAUUUAACUGUUCGAAAUGGAUUAAAUGACGUCACAACAGAAGAUGUUAAAGUCCCACAUUGGGUACGAGUAAAAGAAUCAGCGGAAAUGGUCCAACCUUACUACAAAAAUAUUGCCCUUCUUGGAUUGGGCACCAGCGUAAGUACACCACUUGAAGGCAUAACCGCGGAAGCCAUUGUCAUAAGCAGCUUCGAAGAACUUGAUAAAACUGAUGCAUCGAAAAUUAAAGGUAAAAUAGUUGUGUUUGAUGCCCACUAUGUAACUUACGGAGACACUGUUGUAUAUAGGGGACAUGGAGCAACAAAGGCUUCACAAAAAGGAGCAAUAGCAUCUCUAAUAAGAAGUAUUACACCAUUUUCUAUUUACUCCCCGCACACUGGCGAUCAAACAUAUGGUGAAAACAUUACUAAAAUUCCAACAGCAUGCAUCACCCUCGAAGACGCCGAUUUAUUACGUAGACUUCAAGAUCAAGGAGAGAAACUAAUCCUAACUCUAAAAAUGACGUAUACAUACGACGAAAAGACUUCCAGAAAUACAAUAGUAGACCUUAAGGGAAAAGAUAACCCUGAAAAAAUGGUAAUCGUAUCGGGACAUAUUGAUAGUUGGGAUGUUGGAGAAGGAGCCAUGGACGAUGGAGGUGGCAUGAUCAUAAGCUGGUUUGCACCAGUUAUAUUAAACAUGUUGAAAUUGAAACCAAAAAGGACAAUACGCGCAAUUUUGUGGACUUCCGAAGAAUUUGGCUACAUCGGUGCUGCUGCGUAUCUACAAAAACACUUAAACCAAUUACCAAAUAUCAAUUUCAUAAUGGAAUCCGAUGAGGGUACUUUUAAACCUUUAGGGCUCGAAGUAGCCGGGUCGCCGAAAGCCCUCUGUAUUAUAAAAGAAGUAUUGAAACAAUUUGCUCCUAUAGAUAAAUUAACAAAAAGUGAUUACCCGGGUUCUGACAUCGUAUUAUUUAUUGAAAAAGGCGUGCCAGGAGCAUCGUUGUUAAACAAAAAUGAACGAUAUUUUUGGUACCACCACUCUGAAGCUGACACUAUGAACGUACAAAAUAAGGAUGACGUAAUAGAAUGUGCUGCUUUUUGGGCAGCAGUCUCUUAUGUUAUUGCGGAUUUAACCGAAGAUAUGCCUCGAGCGUAAAUGAGUACAAUGUCGGUUUAAUUUUAAGGAUCUGUUAAAUAAACUAUUUAAGAAAUAA
Molecule: messenger RNA, 1509 nt
Organism: Manduca sexta (tobacco hornworm)
Lineage: Eukaryota; Metazoa; Arthropoda; Insecta; Lepidoptera; Sphingidae
Product: carboxypeptidase Q
Exons: 3
Coding region: 42-1451 (469 amino acids)
Biological process (GO): proteolysis; peptide catabolic process
Molecular function (GO): metallodipeptidase activity
Source: RefSeq, a predicted model, not a curated record